This is a messenger RNA of Alnus glutinosa, 1292 nucleotides long. RefSeq names its product 28 kDa ribonucleoprotein, chloroplastic-like. Gene Ontology annotation, molecular function: mRNA binding. NCBI's taxonomy places the organism in Eukaryota, Viridiplantae, Streptophyta, Magnoliopsida, Fagales, Betulaceae. The record is from RefSeq and is a predicted model, not a curated record. The transcript has 4 exons. Gene Ontology annotation, cellular component: cytosol. The coding region runs from base 96 to 1115 and encodes 339 amino acids.
UUUUUCUUUUUCCCAAUAAACCCUUCUCUCCUCCACCCCUUAUCCUCAGUUCCUCACCCUUCCUCUAAAACCUCUCUCUCUCUCUCUCCCCGGAAAUGGCUUCUGCAACCACGCCAGUCUUCAAGUCCUUGUCAAUGGCAGACUCAUCAUGCUUACUCACUAUGCCGCCACUCUUCGCUACCAGCACGAAAAACCCAUAUCCAAUUCUCUCUAUCCCAUCCAUACCCUUCAAACUCCACCUCUCGUGCUCUCACUCUUCACUCUUUUCCCCACCUCUCUCCCUGAGAAACAAAACCCACUCUUCCUCCAUAGCCACCUUUGCAGCCCAGACCUCAGGCUGGGCUCAACAAGAAGAAGACAUCAACACCAUCACCAUUGACCAGCAAGAACAAGAAGCAGAACCCAUCUGGGGAAACGAAGGGGUCGAUGGGACCGAGGCACGUGUUUCGGAUUGGGAAGCUGAUGGCGAGGAUUCUUUUAAGGAAGGCGUUGAAGCAGAGGGAGAGAGUGGUGAAGAUGGGGUCUUCAAGGAAGGAGAAGAAGAGGAAGAGCAGUUUGUGGAACCGCCAGAAGAGGCUAAGCUUUUUGUUGGGAAUUUGCCUUAUGAUGUUGAUAGUCAGAAAUUGGCUUUGCUUUUCGAGCAGGCCGGGACGGUGGAGAUCGCUGAGGUUAUUUUCAAUAGGGAUACUGAUCAGAGUCGUGGGUUCGGGUUCGUAACGAUGAGUACUGUUGAGGAAGCUGAGAAGGCGGUAGAGACGCUCAACCGCUAUGAUGUAAAUGGGAGGUUGUUGACUGUUAACAAGGCUGCUCCAAGAGGAACUCAACCAGAACGCUCCCCUCGCACAUUUGAACCUGCCUUCAGAAUUUAUGCUGGUAACCUGCCAUGGGAUGUGGAUAAUGAGCGCCUGGAGCAGGUUUUCAGCGAGCAUGGUAAGGUGUUGGAAGCUCGGGUGGUUUAUGACAGAGAAACUGGCCGUUCUCGUGGUUUUGGCUUUGUAAAAAUGUCGAGCGAGACUGAAAUGAAUGAUGCCAUUGCUGCCCUUGAUGGACAGAGUUUGGACGGGAGGGCGCUACGAGUGAAUGUUGCUGAAGAAAGACCAAGGCGUACAUUCUGAGUUGAGAUAAUGUGGAUCUCAAGGCAAACUGGUGUUGGUUUCUUAUUAUUCUAUAGUGAGGUUUUUCCUGUCAGCUAGUUUUAAUUGAGAAUGUAAUGGUCUGAUUUUUUAUUUUUUUUUGGUUGCAGUUGGAAAUGAUAUAAAAUUUACAAUGAAGUCCAAUUUUUUUUUGGCUAA